AUGUCACGCCCCGCCCUUAUGAAGGAGGCCUUUGAACUUCUUCAAAGGGAUGGAAAAAUACCCAAAGCUUCUGUUCCAACGGCACUUCGAGCAGCAGGUCUCAAUCCAAGUGAAGAAAGAAUUAAAGAAAUUAUGAAUACUGUGUCGGAACUUGAUAUGGCUGGUUAUGAAGCACUUGUGCUAAAACAUGAUGAUAAGACUGAUUCUCCAGAAGCAGUAAAAGAGGCAUUUCGAGUUUUUGACAAGGACCUAGAUGGUACUGUUUCUGUUGCUGAAUUUCGUCAUAUUAUGACAACAAUGGGAGAAAAAUAUACAGAAGAAGAGUUUCGAGAUUUGAUUGAAGGCUUCGAAGAGAAUGGCAUUAUUCAUUAUGAGAAGCUUGUGGACAAAAUGCUAGCUCCCUUUACCGAUCAUGGCAACGCAGAG
Molecule: messenger RNA, 426 nt
Organism: Trypanosoma rangeli
Lineage: Eukaryota; Euglenozoa; Kinetoplastea; Trypanosomatida; Trypanosomatidae
Product: calmodulin
Exons: 1
Cellular component (GO): myosin II complex
Molecular function (GO): calcium ion binding
Source: RefSeq, a predicted model, not a curated record